Dendrobium catenatum is the source of this 6993-nucleotide messenger RNA. Its product is annotated as TATA-binding protein-associated factor BTAF1. The record is from RefSeq and is a predicted model, not a curated record. NCBI's taxonomy places the organism in Eukaryota, Viridiplantae, Streptophyta, Magnoliopsida, Asparagales, Orchidaceae. The coding region runs from base 497 to 6652 and encodes 2051 amino acids. The transcript is spliced from 31 exons. Gene Ontology annotation, molecular function: DNA binding; ATP binding; ATP-dependent chromatin remodeler activity.
UUUUUUUUUUUUCGUCGUUGCUGUUCAGCUUGGUUGCUUCGCAGGAGGUGUAGAGAUUGCACGCGUCGCUUCUCCGCCUUCUUCGUGUCUGUUCAACUUCGCUCCUUCGACGACUUUCCCUUCCUGUCGGAUCGGAAUUUACGACAUUUUGAUCGGAAGCAACAACGGGAGCUCGCUGGCUGUGAAGCCCCUCAGGCUUUGGCUUCAGUUCCGGCGACGAGGAGUUUGGCUUGUUCAUAUUCUUCCUCAAGGCAAAUUUCUGAGAUUUUCUACAUGCUCACCUUGGAGUUUUAUAUUCACUGGGACCUUUAUUAUGCAGUGUGCUGCUGCAGCUUGAGAUCAACUUUUUGUAAGUGCUGUGGUGAAGGGCAGAAGCUAUUAAUUGCCAAAAGAGCAAUCCUUGGACUUUUUAGUGGGUUGAAUAUGGGUUAAGUUGAGGUUGCUUGUCAAGAUGCACAUAGUAUUUGGAUGAGAAAAACUGUUAUCUGCUGGCUCUAUGGCUCAACAUUCAUCUCUCCUACACCGUCUACUGACUUUAUUGGACACUGGAUCAACUCAAGUAACUAGAUUCACAGCUGCACGACAGAUUGGAGAAAUCGCAAAAUCACAUCCUCAGGACUUGAUUUCUCUUUUGAAAAAGAUUUCACAGUACCUUAGGAGCAGGAACUGGGAUACUAGGGUUGCUGCUGCCCAUGCUGUAGGUGCAAUAGCUGAAAAUGUCAAGCACACAUCUCUUACGGAACUAUUGGCAUCUAUCGAAUCAGAGAUGUUAGAAGCUGGAAUUGGUGAUGCUUCGAAAGAUAUAAGCUUCCUUCUGUCAAAUUUUCAUCCUAAGAAUCUAUCAGGCCUCUCCUUCGUUAGCUUUGACAUCUACAAAGUGCUGGAGUUUGGCUCUCUGUUGUUGGCAUCAGCGGGACAGGAAUAUGAUGUCACAAAUGAUAGCAGCAAGACUCCGGCAGAGAGGUUGGUUCGUCAAAAGCAAAGUCUUCGCCGUCGCCUUGGUUUAGAUGUUUGUGAGCAAUUUAUGGAUGUUAGUGAUAUGAUUAAGGAUGAGGACCUUCUGACUCAAAAGGGUAACUCAUGGGGCAAUGGACCUAAUAAUGGAUAUCAUGUUACCAGAUCUGGUCAAAGUAUCCAGCAGUUGGUGGCAGCCAUGGUCCCUGGCUUUCGUCCUAGAAGGUUAAGUGCAAGGGAGUUGAAUCUGUUAAAAAGAAAAGCAAAAGUCAAUGCAAAAGAUCUUACAAAAUGCUGGUCUGAGGAUGAGGAGGUUGAGGUGUCAGCUUCCCAAUAUCCAGUGGCAUCUAGAGGGACUUCAGAUAAACCCGCAGCUAACAAGGGAUUUGUGGAUGCAUCUAUUGAGUUAGAUAAAGAUGAACUUGAUGAGGAUGGUAGAUGGCCUUUUCAGCAUUUUGUGGAACAACUCAUUCAUGAUAUGUUUGAUCCCAUCUGGGAAGUUCGUCACGGGUCCAUUAUGGCUCUAAGAGAAAUUCUGACUCAUCAUGGUUCCUGUGCUGGGGUCUUGUCUCUGGAUAUUAACUUGGAGAAGUCCUUGUUUGGUGAUUUAGAGGAAAUAAAGUGCGAGGAACCAAUUAACAAUUCCAGGGAAAUUGAUCUAAAUGUUCAUUUUUCAGCGGAUGAGCAUGAGCCUGCGCUAAAAAGGCACAAGUCUGGGAAUGAACUAAGUUAUCCAGAAAAUAAACUUUGUUCCUUAGAUUCUGUUAAUGGGGAAAUUAAACAAAGCACUAGUAUGGGCACAGUGGCAGGGCUCAAUGUUAAUCCUACAUUGGUAAACGAAGCUGUUGUUGGCACUCAUGUUAAGGUGGAAUUGGAGCCAUCUCCUGAUGGACUUAAUUAUCACUGCAAGGUGGAUGAUGCUGCUUCCCUUGGAUCAUCUUUUGAAGAUAGCUGCUUUAUCUCGAAUUUUGAUUUAAUAAAAAAUCUUCCUAAGAAUUCCAAACUCACGAACUUAAUGAAACUAGCGAGGUAUUCCUGGAUAAAGAACUGGGAAUUUUUGCAAGAUUGUGCCAUCAGAUUUUUGUGUAUACUCUCCUUGGAUCGAUUUGGUGAUUAUGUUGCUGAUCAAGUUGUCGCACCCGUUCGGGAGACUUGUGCUCAAGCUCUUGGAGUGGUUUUAAAGUACAUGCAUCCUUCACUGGUUAUAGAGACAUUGAAGAUUUUAUUACAUAUGCAGUGCAGACAAGAAUGGGAGGUACGGCAUGGUUGUCUCCUUGGGAUAAAGUAUCUGGUUGCCAUUAGGAAGGAAAUGCUCCAGGAUCUGUUACCUUAUAUUCUUCCUGCAUGUAAAGCUGGACUCGAAGAUCCAGAUGAUGAUGUUAGAGCAGUUGCAGCUGACUGCCUGUUACCUGCUGCUGCAGACAUUGUUUCUCUCAGUGAUGGACUGCUACAUUCAAUUGUCAUGCUACUUUGGGAUAUUUUGCUUGAUCUGGAUGACUUGAGUCCAUCAACGAGCAGUGUAAUGAACUUGCUUUCUGAAAUAUACUCUCAACCAGAAAUGGUUCCGAAGAUGUUGGGUACACUGAAGUUAGUUGAAAUAGAGGAUCUAGACCUUAACAAGCUGUCUCAACUGGAUGAUCGUGGAGAUGGGGUUAAAUAUGCAGAUAAUCCGUAUGUAUUAUCCAAGUUGACACCUAGACUGUGGCCUUUCAUGAGACACAGCAUUCCAUCAGUUCGCCAUUCUGCCAUACGAACUUUGGAGAGGCUUCUUGAAGUUGGUAAUAGAAGGAGCUCUUCCGAGUCCUUAGGUAAUGGAUUUUGGCCAGCUGCUAUCUUGGGUGAUGCUUUGCGUAUUGUUUUCCAGAAUCUCCUUUUAGAGUCAAAUGAUGCAGUUCUUUUGUCUACUGAAAGGGUUUGGAGGCUUCUGCUUCAGUGUCCAGGGCAGGAUUUGGAAGCUGCUGCCCAGUUAUAUUUUUCUUCUUGGAUACAUCUUGCUGCCACUCCAUAUGGUUCUGCUUUAGAUGCCACUAAAAUGUUUUGGCCGGUUGCUCUUCCUCGCAAAAGUCAUUUCAGGGCAGCUGCUAAGAUGAGGAUUGUAAAGAGUGACAAUGACACUGGUACAUGCUUCACUGUUGAAGUUGGAAACGGAAGUAUGUUGCCGGAAAAUAAGAUUGAUUGUGCUACUAUUAGCACAAAAAUUAUUGUUGGUGCUGAUAGUGAGAAACCUGUAACACAUACAAGAGUAGUUACAGCUUCAGCUCUUGGCGUCUUUGUCUCUAGGUUGCCUGAAGUUUCUCUGCCUGCUGUUAUUCAUCCAUUAUGGAAUGAUCUUACUUCGUUAUCUGGAGUUCAGAGGCAGGUAGCCGCUAUGGUUCUUGUUGCUUGGUUUAAAGAACUGCAAAACAUGGACUGUCUAGGAGCACAAGGAAAAUUAUUUGGUCUUCUGGCGCAUGUCAGAAACUGGCUUUUGGAUUUGUUAGCAUGCUCCGAUCCUUCAUUUCCAACAAAGGAUUCUCUUCUACCUUAUGCUGAGCUUUCAAGAACUUAUGCAAAAAUGCGUAGUGAAGCAAACAUUCUGUUCAGAUUAGCCGAAUCUUGUGGUGUGUUUCAGAGUUUGAUUUCAACUAUUAAUAUUAGUUGUGACACACUAAGUAUUGACGAGGCAAUCAGCUUUGCUUCAAAGCUAUCUGAGCCUGCUGAUUCUGUUGCCUAUGAAAAAGCUGCAGUGAAUGAUCUAGAGUCUGCAAAACAACAACUUCUUUCUACUACUGGGUACUUGAAAUGCGUACAGAACAACUUGCAUAUUACCGUUUCAGCAAUGGUUGCUGCUGCUGUGGUCUGGAUGUCAGAUCUACCUGCCAAGCUUAAUCCAAUUAUUUUGCCUUUGAUGGCUGCUGUAAAGAGAGAGCAGGAAGAAAUAUUACAGCAAGAAGCUGCAGCAGCACUUGCUGAGCUGAUUUUUAGCUGUAUUGCUCGAAAACCAGGUCCAAAUGACAAACUAGUCAAGAAUCUGUGCUGCUUAACUUGUGCAGAUUCUUCAGAAACUCCUCAGGCAGCACAAAUUGGUUCAAUGGAUGUUGUUGAAGAUCUUUAUGUGUUCUCGUUUAGUAGAUCGCCAAGCAUUCAAAAGUCAAGGGUCCAAAUUCUAUCAGCCAAUGAGGAUAGGGCAAAGGUAGAGGGGUUUAUAAGCAGACGAGGAGCGGAACUGGCUCUGAAGCAUCUGUGUCAAAAAUUCGGAUCUUCCUUAUUUGAUAAACUUCCAAAGCUCUGGGACUGCCUCACAGAGUUUCUCAAGCCUCUUGGCCCUGAUGAGACCAAGCGGAACUUGGAAAUGCUAGAAAUUUCCAAUAAAAUCGAUCCUCAGACUUUGAUUAACAACAUUCAGCUUAUACGCUCAAUUUCCCCUUUGGUCGAUGAGUCAUUGAAACCAAGACUGCUAACUCUUCUUCCAUCAGUACUUAGCUGUGUCCGUCACUGCAAUAUUGCUGUUAGGUUGGCAGCAUCUAGAUGUAUCACCUCUAUGGCUAAGUCAAUGACAACUAGUGUCAUGGAAGUAGUCAUUGAAAAGGCUAUUCCAAUGUUGGCGGAUAGUUCAUCUUUGCAUACUAGGCAGGGAGCUGGAAUGCUGGUUACCUUACUUGUUCAGGGUUUGGGCUUGGAGUUAGUUCCUUAUGCUCCUUUACUUGUUGUACCUCUUCUUAAAUGUAUGAGCGACUGUGACCUCAGUGUCAGGCAAGGUGUAACACAUAGCUUUGCUGCGCUUGUGCCUCUUUUGCCAUUAGCUAGAGGACUUCCUUCCCCGUUUGGCCUGAGUGAAAGCCUAUCAAAAAACAGUGAAGAUGCACAUUUCUUGGAACAACUUCUUGACAAUUCUCAUAUUGAUGAUUACAAGCUCCCCAUUGACAUCAAACUGGCACUACGGAGGUAUCAACAGGAAGGAAUUAACUGGUUAUCUUUUCUGAGACGAUUUAAGCUACAUGGAAUAUUGUGUGAUGAUAUGGGACUUGGCAAAACGCUUCAAGCAGCAGCAAUAGUAGCAGCUGACCUUGUAGAACAGCGUGCCAUCAAUAAUGGAAAAGAUCCUUUGUCAUUAAUAAUGUGCCCGUCCACAUUAGUUGCACACUGGGCAUAUGAAAUUGACAAGUAUAUUGAUAGAUCUGUGAUGAUUACACUUCAAUAUGCUGGUUCAGCCUCAGAAAGGAUGUCACUUCGCCGAAAAUUUGACAAGUACAAUAUCAUUAUAACAUCUUAUGAUAUUAUUCGCAAAGAUAUUGAUUUCCUUGGAAAGCUUGCGUGGAAUUAUUGCAUUUUAGAUGAAGGGCAUAUUAUAAAGAACUCGAAAUCUAAAAUAACUUAUGCAGUGAAACAGUUAAAGGCAGAGCAUCGUCUUAUCUUGAGUGGCACACCUAUACAGAAUAAUGUCCUGGAGCUUUGGUCCCUCUUUGACUUUUUAAUGCCUGGUUUUCUUGGUACGGAGAGACAGUUCCAAGCAACAUAUGGAAAACCGCUUCUGGCUGCUAAAGAUUCAAAAUGUUCUGCUAAGGAUGCUGAAGCAGGGGUGCUUGCCAUGGAAGCAUUACAUAAGCAGGUCAUGCCAUUCCUGCUCCGUCGAACAAAAGAUGAAGUUUUGUCUGAUCUUCCUGAGAAAAUUAUUCAGGACAGAUACUGCAACUUAAGUCCUGUACAGCUUAAACUGUAUGAGCAAUUUUCAAGUUCAGAUUCUAAAAGGGAAAUCUCAUCAUUAGUUACAGAGAGUGAGACUAGCAGCGAAUCAGUUGCAAAAGCACCCCUUAAGGCGACUUCUCACGUCUUCCAGGCGAUACAAUACUUGUUAAAACUCUGUAGUCAUCCAUUGCUUGUGAUUGGUGAAAAGACUCUGGAGUCUCUGAAAGGCCUUCUGUCUGAUGUUAUUCCUGAUUGCAAUGAUCUUCUCUCAGCGCUUCAUGAGCUGCACCAUUCUCCGAAACUGGUGGCUCUUCAAGAAAUUUUGGAAGAGUGUGGGAUUGGCACUGACACAACAAGUUCAGAAGGUGCUAUUUCAAUAGGGCAACAUAGAGUUCUGAUUUUUGCUCAGCACAGAUCUCUUUUGGAUAUUAUCGAGAGGGACUUAUUUAAUGCUCACAUGAAGAGUGUCACGUAUUUAAGGCUUGAUGGAUCUGUUGAACCUGAUAAACGUUUUGACAUUGUAAAAACGUUCAAUUCUGAUCCAACUAUAGAUGUGUUAUUGUUGACAACGCAUGUUGGUGGGCUUGGCUUGAACUUGACUUCUGCUGAUACAUUGGUCUUUAUGGAGCAUGAUUGGAAUCCUAUGAAGGAUCACCAGGCAAUGGACAGGGCGCAUAGGUUGGGUCAACGGAAAGUCGUAAAUGUUCAUCGUCUCAUCAUGCGGGGCACCUUGGAAGAGAAGAUUAUGAGUCUUCAGAAGUUCAAACUCUCUGUUGCAAAUGCUGUAAUUAAUGCAGAGAAUGCUAGCCUGAAAACAAUGAACACAGAUCAGUUGCUUGAUCUGUUUACUCCUGCUUCAGCCUCUGGAAAGGUUGCUGGCACUUCGAGUUCUAAUGGGCUGGAUGAGGAUUCCAGGCCAGCAGGUAAAAAGGGCCUCAAGGCUAUACUCAGUGGACUCGAGGAGCUUUGGGAUCAGUCUCAAUAUUCAGAAGAAUACGAUCUAGGCCAUUUCCUGCGAAAGCUGAAUGGCUGAAAAUGACCAUAGCUUUGCAGUAUAUUUGUACAUCAGAGGAGCUUCUAAGUUAGUUGGCCCUGAGAUUUUGGCAGAAAUUUUUUUGUUCUUUUCUUUGUAUAUGCUAAUUUGUUUAGGAAAAAAGACUGGCUAACAAAAUUAUAGGGCCAACUUUGUUCAGGUUGGAGGGCAGUCAUUCAGUGCUUGCUUGCCUUGAAAGGUUAGCAUGGCAUAGUGUAUAAAUAUGUUUUUAUUUAAUAUCCAAGGAAAAUCGCCUUAUGUAAUGUUCAUAAGCAGAAUGGUGGUCUGUUCUUUCAAAAUAGAGCCUUAUUUAUAUUAAUAAAUAUUAUUUUUUUUGGAAA